Molecule: messenger RNA, 1257 nt
Organism: Urocitellus parryii (Arctic ground squirrel)
Lineage: Eukaryota; Metazoa; Chordata; Mammalia; Rodentia; Sciuridae
Gene: Ciapin1
Product: cytokine induced apoptosis inhibitor 1
Biological process (GO): iron-sulfur cluster assembly
Cellular component (GO): cytoplasm
Molecular function (GO): iron-sulfur cluster binding
Source: RefSeq, a predicted model, not a curated record
GAGAGCCCAGGAGCCAGCCCUAGCUGUAGGUGAGCGCACUUGGAGCAACCGGAACGCCCGACAUUCUCCAACGGCCUCUCCCGCCACCUCCAUGACCCACAUCCUCCCAUUUCCUAUUUCCAGCCUCGUGCCUAGUAGCUUUUAGGUCUGUCAACACUGGAGGAAUGGCCGAUUUUGGGAUCUCAGCUGGCCAGGCUGUGGCAGUGGUCUGGGAUAAGUCAUCCCCUGUGGAGGCUCUGAAAGAUSUGGUGGAUAAACUUCAAGUGUUAACUGGUGACAAAGGCCAAGUGUCGGUGGAGAACAUGAGCCAGCUGUUGCAGUCUGCCCACAAGGAAUCCAGCUUUGACGUUAUCUUGUCAGGUGUAGUCCCAGGAAGUGUGACUCUGCACAGUGCAGAGGUUUUGGCUGAGAUGGCCCGGAUCCUUAAGCCUGGGGGAUGUCUUUUCCUGAAAGAACCAGUAGAGACAGCUGUAGAUAAAGAUAGCAAAGUGAAGACAGCGUCUAAACUGUGUUCAACUCUCACUCUCUCUGGUCUUGUGGAAGUAAAAGAGCUGCAGCGGGAGUCCUUGAGCCCUGAGGAGAAGCASUCUAUCCAGGAACAUCUGGGCUGCAACAGUGAGAGCCUGUUCUCUGUUCAGAUCACAGGCAAAAAACCAAAUUUUGAAGUGGGUUCUUCCAGUCAGCUUAAACUUUCUACCACCAAAAAGUCUCCUUUGGUGAAACCUGCUGUGGACCCUGCCACUGCCAAGCUCUGGACCCUCUCAGCCAAUGACAUGGAGGACGAGAGCAUGGAUCUCAUUGACUCAGAUGAGCUACUGGAUCCAGAAGAUUUGAAAAAACCAGAUCCUGCUUCCCUACGGGCUGCUUCUUGUGGGGAAAGAAAAAAAAGGAAGGCUUGUAAGAACUGCACCUGUGGCCUUGCAGAAGAACUAGAAAAAGAGAAGUUACAGGAACAGAAGAAUGCCCAGCCCAAGUCAGCCUGUGGAAACUGCUACCUGGGYGAUGCUUUCCGCUGCGCCAACUGUCCCUACCUUGGGAUGCCAGCCUUCAAACCUGGCGAGAAGGUGCUGCUGAGCGAUGGCAAUCUUCACGAUGCCUAGGAGGACCCAUGGGACACAUCUGCUCCUCCACCUCCUCCUGUCCCUCAGAUCCCACCACUGUGGCUCCUCCACCUCCUUGGACUCUCUGGCUCUCCGUUGGAAAUCCCUUUUCAGGGAGGGUGCUUGUAGACAGGGAAGCUGGCUGUGGGUGCAGUGG